This is a messenger RNA of Aphanomyces invadans, 3233 nucleotides long. RefSeq lists its product as hypothetical. The coding region runs from base 46 to 2967 and encodes 973 amino acids. The transcript has 4 exons. Gene Ontology annotation, biological process: protein folding in endoplasmic reticulum. Lineage: Eukaryota; Oomycota; Saprolegniomycetes; Saprolegniales; Verrucalvaceae. Gene Ontology annotation, cellular component: EMC complex. The record is from RefSeq and is a predicted model, not a curated record. Gene Ontology annotation, molecular function: protein binding.
GCGGCUGACGGGCACUCCAAUUCGAAGUUUGAGGUGUGAACCAAGAUGGGUCGAGUUCGUGGCAUCGUGGCGGCAAUGCUGCUCGUGCUUCUGAACGCGUCCGUCCGCGUGCUCUCUGCUCUGUACGAAGAUCAGAUUGGUUUGUUUGACUGGCACCGCGAAGGCUUAGGGGAACUCACACACGCAGUGUUUCCGUCCAAGAACAGCAAAGACGUCAAGAUCUCCAAGGCGUUGUACGUUGCAUCACGCGCGAACGUGCUGGCGAAACUUGAUGCGAAGACGUCCGCUGUGGAAUGGCGUCACAUUCUUCCGGAGACAUCAAUCGACUCCCUCCACUUUGCGGAUGCACACGCUAGCCUCUUGACCCUGUCCACUUCGAUUCAUAACGCCCUCAGGACGGGCAACGCCACCGUCGCGCGGCAGUGGGAUGCUGUCAACGGCCGAUUGCUGUGGGAAACAAACUUGCCAGCAUCCUCUUCGUCCUUGUCUUCCUUUGCCAAAGUACACGAAGUUCGCGCCGAGAACGAAGUCGACGAGAACCGCUUCGUCGUCGUGCGCAACCAAGGCGUGACCGUCUUGGGUCUCAAGCGCGGUGACGUGCUCAGCACCGUGGCGUUCAAAUCGCUCUUGGUGUCGCUGGUGUCGUCCAAGGUGUCGUCGGACCGAUCCAAGAUCUACGUGUUUGGUACAUCCGCGGCACAAGCGCCAGUCGUGUUCCAAGUUGUGUUGAAGACUGGCGAGGUGACGGCGCUUGACGUGGCCCCCGUGGCCGCUAUCCAUCGCACCGAAGACAACGAUGAGGUCGUGGCCGUUGGCGUGCUCGCGGACGGCUCAGGCCUAACACUCAAGUCCCUCGAUGACUUCAACAAACCAGCUUCGACCGUGACUUCCUCGUCCUUGCCGGUACCUUCGGGCGUCUUGAUUUCGUCCGUGGACACGUCCCUGAGCCAUGCGCUUGUGGUGUUGCUCUCGAACGGGAAACGAGUGUUUCUCCGCAUUGCGUCCGACUUGUCCGUCCAAGUUGUGGCCAGUCUCCCAUCCACCGGGGCGUUGGUCGAGUCGGUACAAGCGCCCGGGAUCGUCUUCCACGUCGCUGUCGAUCCAUCACAGAAGCUCGUGUCGAUUACGUCGCACUCGCGUUCGUCGGAAUCGUCGACGUUUUCGAUAUCGUUGGACGUGGGGAUGUAUGGCGGCGCCGUCGUGCGCGGGUUCGCCGGCGUCGCAUUUAAGAAGAAGGGCACAGCGCUGUCGCUUAUCCGCCUCGCCCUCGUCUUUGCGGACGCAUGCGUGGCGCUCGUGUCGAACGAAAGACCCACGGAAGCGUCGAACGUGAUCAACCCAGGACUCGCAUGGAUUCGAGAGGAAGCCCUCGCAUAUGUCCAACAAAUGUACUGGGUCACGCCGACCUUUGACUCGGACGCGAUCGACAACGACGACCAAGAGAUCAAGUCGCUCAAGGUCAUCCCGUCCUACGUGGAGGAGCUAGCAAUUGAAGGCAAGAAGCUCGUCAAGUUUUUCGCGUCGCUGUCGGCUAUGUGGAGCUCUCAAGACACGUCCAAGCACGCGUCGACUUUUGGGUUUGCCAAGCUCCUGGUGCUGUACACGUCGACGGGCAAGCUGUACGGCCUGGACUCCCAGACAGGUGCAGUCGUGUGGUCGCGAUUCCUCGGACGAAACCAUCAACUCCUCGUCACUCGGGACCAUCCAGCGUUCGGCGCAGGUGCAGAACUGUUGAUCGUGACGCCGCAGUCAAAGCAACUGCUUUGGCUGGACGCCGGCGACGGGAGCAUCGUCGGCACGCAUGACACGUUGCCGUCGUCCAGCACCAAAUGGGUCGUGCUGCUGCCGAAACUCAAACACGUUGAACUGGACGCGACUGUACCGCGCCGUGUCGUGGGGGUGCUGGACCAAGACUCGAACGGUGUCGAACUCAUUCCGGCAGAGGAAAACGUCAGCGACCUCGUCCGUUCGUUUUACGUGCAUCGCUACAACGCGGCGGACCAUGCGUUCCAGGGGUUUGUCCUGUCGUCAACGUCGACUGUGUCUCCCGUCUGGUCCAUUGCCAUUCCCGCCAACGAACGCAUUGUGGCGCGGUCCGCUCCGCCCGAUCACCUCGCAAUUGAUUCAGCUGUGACCAUUCUUGGCGACGACUCGCUCCUCCUCAAGUACUUGAACCCGCACUUGUUUGGCAUCGCGACACUCGACGAUCAAGGCGUGCUCCAUGUAAGCCUCAUCGACGGAGUGUCUGGGCGUGUUGUCCAUCGCGUCAAGCAUCGCGACGCCGCCGAACCUGUGCACGUUGUCCAGAGCGAAAACUGGGUCGUGUAUUCGUUCUGGAGCACCAAGUCCAAGCGCACAGAGCUUGUGUCGCUCACGUUGGUCGAAGGCGGUGUGCCCGCGACGGGCCUGAACCCGUGGCAACAGCCGUCGUGGGCAUCGGAGAAGUCGUCGUUUGAGCCCAAGUUGCCAGUCGUGCUACAAAAGAGCUUCAUCUACCCCGCGUCGAUCUCGGCACUCGGAGUGACGGUGACGAACCAAGGCAUCACGCCGCAGUACAUCGUGGUGGCGCAAACGAACGGCCAGCUCUUCAAACUUGCGCGAAACUUUAUCGACCCCCGCGUACCCGAUGGACCGCCGACCCCGGAACAACUAAACGAGGGACUCCUUCAGUACACGCCGUACGUCCCGGUGCUGGCGAACGCACUCAACAUGAUCACGUACAACCAGACAGUGGUGAAUAUUCGCCGCAUCGUGACCGCCCCUGCCCUGCUCGAGUCGACGUCGCUCACGUUUGCGUAUGGGUUGGACCUGUUCUACGUCCGCCUCGCCCCGGCCAACGCGUUCGACGUGCUUCCGUCCGAUUUCAAUUUUGAGCUGUUGCUGCUGCUCUGCUUUGCCUUUAUCGUCGGCGCCUACUUCACGAGCGUCUUGGCAGACCGAAAAGAACUCCACGACGCGUGGAAGUAGGUAGACAACAUUUGAAGGUCGUGCUCAAUAACGAUAAGAAGUAAACGAAGUGUCUGGAUGGUGCUGAUUAUUGCAUCUCACGGUUGUUGUAUGUGGGAUUGCGCCAACUCCGCCGCGAACUCGCCUGGGGUGGAAAAAUCGACUUGUUUCGACGUGGAGAGUUCGACGUGCGCAUAAACAGCGUCGUCGAGAUUACCGAAGGAAUCAUUCGUACACUGCGAUCUCUUGGCGCUGAGUUUUUUUGGGAGACGAACAGUCAGCUUGUC